UUUCUUUUUUUUUUUUUUUCCUUAUCGCAAGUAUUCAUUUUGCACUUCAUUGCUGGCCUCCACGGCGUGGUUGACCUGAAUGGGGCUUAUGUGGACGCCGGAAUCCAAGCCACGGUAGACUUUAUAUUUCCCUACUGGAAAUUAUGAUGGGUGACUACUUUCGACAUGAACAACACAUCUCACUGCAUCCUAUAUCCUAGGACAGGCGCUGUUUGUGACGGUGGACAAGCAAUUGAAACCACCUUGACAGACUGCUCCAUCGCUUGGUAAAUAAGCCUAUGGAAUUUGUUGAAAUGGUCUGAAACAAAGAAUCGUGCCUCAGGAAGUAAGACGAUGGACGGCACAGCCGAUCCACCACAGUCAAACAGAACGCCGCAUGGACGACAGGCUGCAUGUUUGAAUUGCCGAAGAAGCAAAAUACGAUGCAAGCGCAGCCGCGAGGGUACCUGCUGUGACAGAUGCAAACAAGCAAACCUGGAAUGUAUCGUACCCAGUCACCAUCUUGGUAGACAAAAGGGUGUCAAGAACAAACGCAAAGGACUGGACAAAGCGUUACACCAAAUAGAGGAGGCGAUUAAGCGCCCCAAGACUGAUGCAGCAGGAUUUGAUGCUGCUCGGAAACUUAUCUCAGACCUGCAAGAUCUCCUUAGCAGGACACAAGGGCUUUCUGCACGGAGUGAGGUCGAGGAGACAUCAGAUGACCCUGACCGGUCACGGACGAGAUCUCCUCCGCAAGGAGCCACUGCUGGAGACAAUCUAGCCUUGGAUGACGCGGAGAAUCCAUUGCAACUUCUCGCCAGAGCCUCCGACCUCCAGUUUUCGCCUGCCGAGUGCCGUGACGCACCCAGAUUGUCCACUUCGUCUGUAUCACAAUCGUCUCUCAGACCGCAUAGUAGCCCCAACGAGGACUUGCCGAUUGCCAAAUCUUUUUUCGUCCCAGUCAAGGCGAAGCUAGACCUCGGCCCGGACAUGGACCCUAUCGAACUGGGUCUGACUACUCUGCAUGAGGCGGAAUUACUUUUUUCUUUCUUCUACGAGAAUUUGGCCCACACGAGGUGGGGUCUGGAUCCGACUGUGCAUACUGUGUCAUUCGUACGCUCGCAGUCUGCCUUUCUUUUCACUUCAAUGCUGGCUGCAGCUGCCCGGUUUUACCCUUCUACAGCCGCCUUAUCCAAAAGACUAACGAGGCACUGUACAUCACUGGCUUACAAGGUCAUUACUCAGCGUUAUCGAUCAGUGGAAAUUGUUUUGGCCUUCAUGGUAAACGUUCCAUGGAUGGCCCCAGGGAGCAGUUCUGGCGAUGAUGACACAUGCUCCUAUAUUGCAAUGGCUUUGACUGUUGCGUUGGACCUUUCUCUCAACAAGAUAGUGACAACCUCAACUGGUUUUGAUAGUACUCUCCAGAACAGGCUUGCGAAGGCUGAUUGCAUUGAUGCAAAGAGAGCCUUGCACAUGGAUGGAUUCGAAGCUGUUGAUCCGGCUUCGGAAUGGGGCCGAAGAUUGUUACGUAGGCGCGAAAGGACUUGGAUCGCGUUAUUUGUCCUCGAGCGUGGAUGGCAUAUCUCUGAUAUUGCCGAUUCUCGGGAUGGGCCGAUGAACUCCAUGGCUGUUCUCCGGAGGAAUUUAGAUGAACUCUUGGAAAAAGUAAAAUCGCGUUGCGACAGUUGCCGACUUGGGGACAUCGGAUCUGAAGCUGCUCAGUCGAUUAAGAAACUUAUUGAAGACUUCUAUGAUCAAUGGUAUGCGGCUUGGGCUCUUGAGAUUGGUGGACCCUCCCGCUGCCUUCCACCGUAUGUUGAGAUAUUGGUAACACACACGCAACUGUCUACAUAUGGUGGCGUGAUCAAUCAUCCCACAGCACCACUCGAAGUCAAGCGGUUUUUCCGCGCUGCUGGCCUCUCUUCUGCAUUGAAUGUCAUGCGGGCAGCCAUUCAAGGAGAAUCGCGGCUAAAGUCCAUGCCCAACAAUACAGUGAUCAUGAUCGCCUUCGCCGCAUGUUCUGCCCUUAGCCUCAGUGUGACGCCAGCGGACAGCAGGUCCAGCUUGGCACCGAGUGUGCGACAUUUGAUUGAGGAAACGGCUGAUGUCCUCGAACGGAUUGGCGCCAUCCCAGCCCACAGAGAAGGUGCAUCUGUCUUGUAUGGACGACUGCUACGAGAGCUUGUCAGACGUGCUCAUGUGGGCUCUGUUUCUCAGAAAAAUAUCGAAUCAGCCCCGGUAGAGUCCUUACAGCCCUCCUCUACAUUGAGCGAUUACUGUUCCAUACCUUCAGUGACACAACCACCAAUAGAUCCCUCGACGCUAUGGCCGGAGACACUACAAUUCUCCGCGAUGUCUGAUCACCAAAUCAUCGAUGCAGUGAACAGGGCUGACUCGGCAUUCGGCAUGAAUAUUCCUGACGUCCCACUGGAUGAUCUGAUGAACUGGGAUUGUAAUACCUUAGGUACCGAUUACCCUGUGCGCUGCAAUAAUGUUGAGCGUGAUUUGUGA
Messenger RNA from Aspergillus novofumigatus IBT 16806, 2490 nucleotides. RefSeq lists its product as uncharacterized. Gene Ontology annotation, cellular component: nucleus. The record is from RefSeq and is a predicted model, not a curated record. Gene Ontology annotation, biological process: regulation of DNA-templated transcription. Lineage: Eukaryota; Fungi; Ascomycota; Eurotiomycetes; Eurotiales; Aspergillaceae. The transcript is spliced from 8 exons. Gene Ontology annotation, molecular function: transcription cis-regulatory region binding; zinc ion binding; DNA-binding transcription factor activity, RNA polymerase II-specific. Bases 334 to 2490 code for a protein of 718 amino acids.